UUCGCCCGGGCCGUGUCCCGCCGCUCCCGCCGCCGGCCCUGCUCGCCGGGAAGAUGGCUGCCGUCCGCAGGGCCCGCAGGGACUCCCGCUGCGUGGUGCGUUUCUCCGACCGAGAACUCUGCUAAGUGCCCCCCGCGGGCAGGGAGGACACACGGACCAAGAGGGGGAGCAGAGCCCCCGAAAAGGGACAGCGCCGCCCGAGCGUCGGCAGCAUGGCAGAAGCUGAAGAAGAUUGUCACGCUGAUAUGGUAAGAACCGAUGACAGUGAAAGAUCUGGUGAAGCAAAUCUUCAGGCAGAGCUCCAGAUGUUCAGAGCUCAGUGGAUGUUUGAACUUGCCCCAGGUGUGAGUUCUAGUGGGUUGGAACCUCUGCCAUGCAGAGCAUCAUCAAGAGAACCUGGACUAAAGUCUGUUGAUGCCCGCGGAAAACAGGAGAUAGCAAAAGAGGAAAAGGCAAAAGAACUGUUCCUGAAGGCAGUGGAAGAAGAAAGAAAUGGGGCCCUUUAUGAAGCCAUCAAGUUUUAUCGUCUAGCCAUGCAGCUUGUACCUGACAUAGAGUUUAAGAUCACCUAUACACGAUCCCCAGAUGGUGAUGGAGUCGGAAAGAGGUGUGUUGAGGAUAGCAAAGAGGAUGAAAAAAUGGCAGAUCUCCUGACAGAUUUCCAGCAGCAGUUAACUCUUCAGGAAUCUUCAGUCAAACUUUGUCAGCCUGAAGUUUAUGCCAGCCAGACCCACAUCUCAGCAUUGCCUAUGGAAGUACUAAUGUACAUUUUCCGAUGGGUGGUUUCAAGUGACUUGGAUCUAAGAUCAUUGGAGCAAUUAUCUCUUGUCUGUCGAGGAUUUUACAUUUGUGCCAGAGAUCCUGAAAUCUGGCAUCAAGUCUGUUUGAAAAUAUGGGGCAGGAGCUGCAAUAAGCUUGUUCCAUAUGCAUCUUGGAGGGACAUGUUUUUGGAAAGGCCUCGCGUUCGAUUUGAUGGUGUAUAUGUCAGCAAGACAAAAUACAUACGUCAAGGAGAGCAGUCUCUUGAUGGUUUCUAUAGAGCAUGGCACCAAGUGGAAUAUUACAGGUAUUUGAGAUUCUUUCCAGAUGGUCAAGUUAUGAUGCUAACAACUCCUGAAGAUCCUCAAUCUAUAGUUCCUCGCUUACGGACUAAAAACACAAGAACGGAUGCAAUCUUGCUUGGCCAUUAUCGCCUUUCCCAGGAAACAGACAAUCAAACCAAAGUAUUUGCUGUAAUAAUGAAGAAAAAGGAAGAGAAACCAGUAGAUUACCACAAAUACAGAUAUUUCCGCCGCGUUCCUGCUCAAGAAACAGAUCACAGUUUCCAUGUAGGACUACAGUUGUGCUCCAGUGGGCGCCAGAGGUUCAACAAACUUGUGUGGAUACAUCAUUCUUGUCACAUCACUUGCAGAUCGACUGGUGAGACAGCUGUAACUACUUUUGACAUUGACAAAAUGUACACCCCUUUGUUCUUUGCACGAGUGAAGAGUUUUACUGCAUAUUCAGAAAAGCCACUCUGAGAAACACCUUCUCCUCUCACAACUUUUGCAUGAGUAAAAGGUUGUAGCUAAUAAGCACUUAAGUUAUAAAUGUGUAUAUAUUUGGAGCAUUUUAAAAUUUUGGGAAAUUUUUUGAAGGCAGUAUGUUCUAUUUGAUUGUGAAUGGCUGGGAUUUUGUUUUGAGAUCAAGCUUAUGAGUGUUAAACACCUUUUAUUUGUGAUAAGAAUUUGAUAGCAAAGUUUUGUUUUGUUGUGUUGGGUUUUUAAAAAAAUAUUUUUAAAUCGGUUUGCUUAAAAUGUGACUGUUCAUAUGCCUAGACACUGAUUCAUUCAAAAGGAAUCAAUAGGAAAAUCUCAUUGUCCAUGGGACAGUGUGUAUGGUCUCUGGUGAAGACUUGAAAUGUGAAAAGGGAGAAAGUUGUCAUCUGUUAAACUGUGUGACUUGAAAGAACUUCAAAUAAAUGUUUUCUUUAAUUUAAA
Molecule: messenger RNA, 1979 nt
Organism: Hirundo rustica (Barn swallow)
Lineage: Eukaryota; Metazoa; Chordata; Aves; Passeriformes; Hirundinidae
Gene: FBXO9
Product: F-box protein 9
Exons: 13
Coding region: 213-1520 (435 amino acids)
Biological process (GO): SCF-dependent proteasomal ubiquitin-dependent protein catabolic process
Cellular component (GO): SCF ubiquitin ligase complex
Molecular function (GO): protein binding
Source: RefSeq, a predicted model, not a curated record